AAAGUGAGACAGAACGUUUAUUGUUAUGUGACUUAAGGGAAAGUAAUCGAUUUAGUCAAUCGCAAACGGUGAUGAAAUUGAUGAAUGAAUGAUGAACGUGUCGGAAUAUUCGUUUUAUGGGAAUAUUAGCGACGAAUUGAGAUAUUUGGAAAAAGUACGCGGCCCUAAAUACUUACCCCUAACGUUGAUAGUGCCUAUUACUCUCACGUACGUCGUCAUCUUUGUAACCGGAUUUGUUGGCAAUAUCAUCACUUGCAUCGUUAUUUGGAGAAAUCCGAGCAUGCAGACACCGACGAAUUAUUACCUCUUCAAUUUGGCGGUAUCCGAUUUGCUGUUUCUAAUACUAGGUUUACCCUUUGAACUGAGCGUAUUUUGGCAACAAUAUCCAUGGCAGUGGGGAUUAGGGAUAUGCAAACUAAGAGCGUACGUCUCUGAAACGUCCUCUUACGUGUCGGUAUUAACUAUAGUGGCAUUCUCAAUAGAAAGAUAUUUGGCAAUUUAUCAUCCUCUUCGUCAUUAUCGGAGCGGUCUGAAACGUGCUAUACGAUCUAUCUUUGGUGCAUGGCUGAUAGCUUUAAUUUUUGCUAUGCCGUUCGCAACUUACGUCGAUAUCAAUUACGUUGAAUACCCACAAAACUCCAAACGAAAUUCAGAGGAGUCCGCGAUUUGUGCGAUGCUGAAAGAAAACAUGCCCGAAUUUCCUCUCUAUCAACUUAGCUGCAUUCUCUUUUUCCUCAUACCAAUGGUGUUUAUCGCGGUGCUUUAUAUUCGGAUAGGAUUACGAAUACAAAAUGACAGCCUUGCGGAGAACGUCGAGGGAUACGUUCACGGGGAAACGAAACAAGUCCAGUCACGAAAAACCAUCACACGAAUGCUGAGUGCCGUGGUGAUCACAUUUUUCAUCUGUUGGGCGCCGUUUCAUGUUCAACGAUUAUUAUAUGUGUAUGAGGACUCGACGUACGAUGACAUAAACCAGUGGGUAUAUCCGCUCACUGGUUGUCUUUACUACUUCAGCACGACUAUUAAUCCUAUCUUGUAUAAUGUGAUGAGCGCGAAAUAUCGGAACGCUUUUAAAGAAACGUGUCGAUGCUCGCCUAGUAAUCCAUCCAUUACCAGAACCGGCCUAAGUAGCGUGAGAGAUUCGAGUAUAAUUUGUGGUGGUAAUAAAAGAUCUCAGGUUUUUCGUGGAAGAGAUGCAAAUAGACAAAAUAGUUGUAACAUAUACAACGCAUCAAGCCGUAUGGAAAACAAUUUACGAGGGGAAACACAGUCAAAUCAUAGAGAAAUGGAAAAGCGACAAAGUGUACCUGCAAACGAUUUGUUGACAGCGGAAAAGGACAACAACGAAAUUGUAACUGCACAGUUUUUAAAUCAGUUAAAAAAAUCAUCAGUUUUGGUGCAUACGAAAAAUGGACGUCUUAAAUAUCAAGUAUCUGACAAUGAUAUAUCUACUAACGAGACACAUAUUUGAUCAUGAUUGCUGAAUCGUAAAAAAAAGCAAAUAUAAAGCAUAAUUUGAAGACUGUAACAAAAAUGAUGAUGUAAAAAUGGAAUUUAAUACAAAAAUGACAGAAUCUUUUCAUGAUUCUCAAAAUUUUCAUUUAAAAUUGUCACAAGAUUCUAAUAUAUCUGAUACUCAAGAUGUUAAUGAUGCAGAUAUAAUAAUAAUGAGUAAUUCCAGUUCUAAAUCAACUUGUUCUAUACCUAAAUAUGUCAUAGGAUCAACAUCACAUAAUCAUCCUAUAACAAAUAAUACUAUUUAUAUUGAAGAUUCUUCAGAUUCUGAUUCCAUAGAUAUUGCAAGUGAAAAAUAUUUCCAAUCUUGGAGAGCAAAUAAAAAAUCCUAUUUUAUUAAUAAUUUUCAAGAAAGAAAAGAUAUUCUAAAAAAAAAUAUAUUGCCUAUAUCUGAUGACUUUUCAUCUAGUAGUAGUGGACAAGAAUAUAUAACAACUUCUAAGAGGACAAACAGUAGUUAUAUCAGUAGUUGUACCACAGAAAAUAGAGUUAAUGAUAUAUCAGAAAGAAAUAUUCAAUGCAAUACUAAUUCUACUGAUAUUAAUAAUUUGAAAAAUUCUAAUAAUAUUACUCAAUUACCUAAAACCAUAUCUCAUAUUAAUAGUGAU
This is a messenger RNA of Apis mellifera (honey bee), 2123 nucleotides long. RefSeq names its product neuropeptides capa receptor-like protein. The record is from RefSeq and is marked provisional. NCBI's taxonomy places the organism in Eukaryota, Metazoa, Arthropoda, Insecta, Hymenoptera, Apidae. Gene Ontology annotation, cellular component: plasma membrane. Gene Ontology annotation, biological process: neuropeptide signaling pathway. Gene Ontology annotation, molecular function: neuromedin U receptor activity.